AUGAAGAUCUUCUGGGAGGCAUACGAGGAUCCAUCCUGGCAUCUCUUAUUCGUUGCAGCCAAGAGCAGUAGCUUCGAUGCAAUCCGCGUAAUGCUUGAGAUUUACUUGGAGAAUCCGACAUAUACUGAGCCGCUUGACCAGUAUCUGGAACACCUUCCCUUUUCUCCGAUAAAUGUGGCUUGUGCCGGUGCACACCGGGAGCUUACCUUGUGGUUGAUACACCAUCUAUUCUGGCAGCGAAAUUACAUCAUCGGGACAAGCUCGGGCAAACACCUCUAUUUAGCGCUGCAGGUGGAUCAGGGCUGCUCGGUUCGUGAUUCGAAUAUCUACGUCGAGCAAAACUCCAAUUUGAACCCCCAAAUAGAAAGAACAGUUCUCGGUGCCGCUGUUCCCAAUGCCAGCUACAAGAUGGUUUCACGGCUGGUUUCCGAAGGCGCUGGAGUUCACGCCCAGCAGACCUGGGAAGAUUAUGAUAUUGCUCAUCGCUCUGAUCAUAUUAAGGACGGCAAGGGCGUCACAGCCAUACAUAUAGCAAGCAUGUUUUGGAACCUAGAAGGGAUUCAUGCGCUAAUCGAUCACCGAGGUGACAUAAGUGUAGCAGAUAUGCUUUCCAAGGCCGACAACUAUGGUCGUAUCCCACUGCACUGGGCACUCCAAGGUACUCGGGAUGAGGUCUAUCUAGACUCGGGCCGGGGUAAUCAAUACCGGUUACCGCCUCGCGAGAUGGAAGCUGUUAAAUUGCUCCUCAGCGCUGACCCCGACAAAAUCAGCGCCCAGGAUCGGCAAGGUGCGACAGUAUUCAACUAUGUUGUCAGAUCUGAUACACCAUCACCAAGUGUCCCAGCCAUUGUGAAGGUACUUUUAGGCGCAAAGCCCCCUACGCUCAAUUCUCGCGACUUCAUAGGCGCGACAGCUCUACGCGAUGCAGUGGGUUAUCACGCUUGGCGAUUUCAAAAGUUCUUGAUCCGCAAUUUACAGAGCUGA
Messenger RNA from Penicillium odoratum, 984 nucleotides. Its product is annotated as ankyrin repeat domain-containing protein. Lineage: Eukaryota; Fungi; Ascomycota; Eurotiomycetes; Eurotiales; Aspergillaceae. Bases 1 to 984 code for a protein of 327 amino acids. The record is from RefSeq and is a predicted model, not a curated record. The transcript has 2 exons. Gene Ontology annotation, molecular function: protein binding.